Messenger RNA from Akanthomyces muscarius, 1797 nucleotides. RefSeq lists its product as uncharacterized. Lineage: Eukaryota; Fungi; Ascomycota; Sordariomycetes; Hypocreales; Cordycipitaceae. The coding region runs from base 1 to 1797 and encodes 598 amino acids. The record is from RefSeq and is a predicted model, not a curated record. The transcript has 2 exons.
AUGCCCGACAUCAGCGGCUAUGAAAUCUUUCACUUUGUCUGCGACGCCCUUCUCUUCGUCACCCUCGUCGCCUCGAUAACCUUUGCCAUCUGCGCCGCCGUCCGGCUGCAUCGUCGCCGCGACCCAGCCCGCAGAGUCUUUUCUUGGGUCAAGAUCGCAUGGCUCCUCUUCACCAUUGCCGUUUUCACCAGCUUCAUCGAAGCAGCAACUGUCACCGUCACAUCUCGCGUCUACCAGGCGGCGUAUUACUCCGUCAGCGAUGUGCAGGACGAUGAGGUCGACUUGAUCGCUCGCAUCUCCUCUGGUGCUUCCGCUCUAGCCCAUUGCUUCAACGUCUUUGCAGAGGUAAUCGUCUAUCUCACUCUCGCUAGCUUCAUCCGAUGCAUUCGCCUUGCCGGCCCUCACGACGAGAAACAUGCCCGUCGCCAUAGAUGGUCUCGAUACUCCGCCUACGUUAUUUCCUUCGGCAUCACCAUUCUUUCCCUUGCCGUCUUUAGUGUUGGCCUCUACUGGGUCGUUUUGUCAGAAAUCUCGUCGUCCAGCAACGGUAUUGCCUGGGACAGAUACUACAACAACUACAUCGUUGCCUCAGCGAUCAUGUCUCUCAUAUGCCAGGCAUUCCUUGCGUUGCUCGCUAUUUCUAUGCUGAUCCGCUCUUGCGUCUUGCGGCGCAAACUUCGCGCUUCAAAGUCGCUGCAUAAACCCAUGAGGUAUCUCAUCGCCUGCUGCAGCCUCUGGGUCGUGCGUGCUGCCUUUGAUAUCUACUCCAUCGUUUUCCAAACAAUCGCCCCAGGCUACUUUGCCCCAUCGGUCGACGCCGUCACCAGUUUCAAUGAAGUACUAUGCGUCAUCUUCAUGACAUGGCCUGUUUUCAUCAUUCUCGUCAUUCUGUACUAUCUGGGUCUGGAUAUGAAGACUGGACUCUUGUCCACCGGCAGCCCGUUGCUCAUGGACGAUGGCGAAAGUCAAGCAGCUUCUUCGGAAUUCCUGUCCCCGGAGCAGCCGAUUGUUACGCCGAUGACUGAGCGCACCACUGCCCCAACUUUGACUCCCGUGUCCCAACGGCCGGAGAGCUUAUUCGCGUGCGACGGCCUCGCUGACGCACCUCCUGAGUAUUCUCCGCCAGCUGCGCAGCACAAUAUCGCUUCGGGCACUGCAGCUCCACCUUUGGCCCGAGUCCCCAUUAUCAGACGGCCUGUUGCCCCUCGUGCUACAGAAUCUGGAGAGCAGGGACGACAAUCGGAGGAAGCGUCCGAGGUGCCUGCCCGUCAACUUGGUACUGCAACACGGCAAGCCGCAGCUCCUUCACCAACGGACAAUACCACGCAGACGUCCCCACUGCCCCUCGAACGUAGUAGUUCGGACGAGCAUGGCACGCAGGCUACCAGUACUCUAUCGGAGGGUGAGUCUAUGGGCCUUUAUCAUCAAGCCGAUGGCCGGGCUCCAGAAUCAGAGUUAUCCAGCGCGUUGCCAUCCCACGACGAAGCAAUGGGCUUAUACCACCAAGCUGAUGGUCGACCCCCAACAUCGGAAGCCAACUCGUCGGAUGUCUUGCCCUCACACGAAGAGAGCAUGGGCUUGUUUCACCAAGCGGACGGCAGGCCACCGGGGGUGGGUAGCGGCGUUGUGCCCCCAGACAACUCCAAUGCCGUCGUUUAUCAUCCUUCUGCCGACAGACCGGAAACGAUGACUGCCCCUCCUUCGCAUGACGAAGCUAUGGGCUUGUAUCACCAAGCUGAUGGCAGGGUACCCGUCUCGGAAGUGCUGCCACCAGAAAAGGAGAAGCAGAAGAAUUAA